Molecule: messenger RNA, 2457 nt
Organism: Misgurnus anguillicaudatus (oriental weatherfish)
Lineage: Eukaryota; Metazoa; Chordata; Actinopteri; Cypriniformes; Cobitidae
Gene: cdk14
Product: cyclin dependent kinase 14
Biological process (GO): protein phosphorylation
Cellular component (GO): cytosol; nucleus; cytoplasm
Molecular function (GO): cyclin binding; ATP binding; cyclin-dependent protein serine/threonine kinase activity
Source: RefSeq, a predicted model, not a curated record
CCCUCAAACAGAGAAUCCCAAAAUGACAUCCAGAUUUCCAGAGAGAACAGCAGGAAAACCGCAGCGUUCACACAGACACACAGCCUUCAAGUUUUCCUGCUUACAAUCACUGCGGAUUACAUUGUCUACAGAUAUGAAGUCUAUAGUGAAGACGUUAGAGAUGUAUAUUGAAUAAAAGUCGCGCGCUGUUUCACACAACAGUUUCAUUUUGAGGUUUAAUUCCCGAUUUAAACUCCUCUGGAUCUUCAGCAGGAUUUCUGACUCUCAGCCGUCAUGUGCGAUUUAAUGCCAGCAGCUCAACCUCCCGAGAAAAUCGGCAAAAUGAAGAAAUUAAGAAGAACUUUGUCCGAGAGCUUCAGUCGCAUCGCUUUCAAGAAAGAGGACAGUGGCUUUGAUGAGAUAUGUGUCACAAAGAUGUCCACUCGCAGCUGCCAGGGAUCCGAUUCAGUCAUCAAACCCCUGGACACUAUCCCUGAAGAUAGGAAGGUACGAGUACAGAGGACACAGAGCGGCUUCGAUCCCUUCGAGAAACCGGCCAGUCAGGUCAAGAGAGUUCACUCGGAGAAUAAUGCCUGCAUCAACUCCAAAAGUUCAUCCGCUGGGAAAGAGUCUCCGAAACUCCGGCGUCACUCCAGCCCCAGUUCUCCAACAAGCCCAAAGUUCGGAAAGGCGGAUUCGUAUGAAAAGCUGGAGAAGCUCGGAGAGGGAUCAUAUGCUACUGUUUACAAAGGAAAGAGCAAGGUGAACGGGAAGUUGGUGGCAUUGAAGGUGAUUCGUCUACAAGAGGAGGAAGGAACUCCUUUCACUGCCAUCAGAGAGGCAUCUCUUCUGAAGGGUUUAAAACACGCAAACAUCGUUCUGCUUCAUGACAUCAUUCAUACUAAAGAGACACUGACGCUGGUCUUUGAGUAUGUGCACACAGAUUUGUGUCAAUACAUGGACAAACAUCCUGGAGGUCUCCAUCCAGACAAUGUUAGGCUCUUCCUUUUCCAAUUACUGCGAGGUCUGUCGUAUAUCCAUCAACGGUACAUCCUUCACAGAGACCUGAAACCGCAAAAUCUACUCAUCAGUGAGAUGGGGGAACUCAAACUGGCUGACUUUGGUCUGGCACGUGCGAAGUCUGUCCCCAGUCACACAUACUCCAAUGAAGUGGUUACUCUGUGGUACCGGCCACCAGAUGUUCUGCUCGGAUCCACCGACUAUUCUACGUGUCUGGAUAUGUGGGGUGUUGGGUGCAUUUUUGUGGAAAUGAUCCAGGGAGUCGCAGCGUUCCCAGGCAUGAAGGAUAUCCAGGAUCAGCUGGAGAGGAUAUUCCUGGUUUUGGGAACUCCCUCAGAGGACACGUGGCCAGGUGUUCAUAUGCUCCCACACUUCAAACCAGAUCGUUUUACUGUGUACAGCCCUAAAAAACUGAGGCAAGCCUGGAAUAAGUUGGGUUAUGUAGAUCAUGCAGAAGAGUUGGCGUCCGGAUUUCUCCAGUGCUUCCCAAAGAAGCGUCUCUCAGCCCAGGCAGCUCUUAACCAUGAAUACUUCAGCCAUUUGCCUCCACGACUCUGGGAACUGCCUGACAUGUCUUUGAUCUUCACCGUCCCGACCGUGAAGUUGCAGCCAGAAUCUGCAGACAGCACCCAGGUGUGCAGCAAGACCAACAGUCACGGCAAAAGCACGUCGGCCGGCAAGCACUGACCUGCAGGAGUCCAACCAGACGUCAUCCAGGUUGCUGCUGUGGCCCGUCAGAAAUGAAGAAGAUAAAGAUGAGAAUAAAAGAGGAACGACUCACAUUUUUAUUUAAAUGAUUUAAUUUCAGGUUAUUUUGUGGUACUGAGAGUCUGACGGGCCGAUGAGACCGCAUGCGUCCAGUCAAAUCUGAGUUUGAUCAUCUUUUUCUUUUGUUUCCACUGUUUUUCGGAGGAACGUUGCGUAACGUUCACACGUCGACUACGUGCAAACAUCAUUCGGUGAUGCUGAAGGAAGGACUUGAAUAAUACGAACUGUUUGUGUAUGUAGCUACCUAUGUACGAAUGUCUGUACAGUAAACUAUCUGUCUGUCGUAUAGAGAACAAACCAAAUCCCCUCCGGCUCGCGAUCGCACGCUAAAGAGACAUCUGCGCACACACGAGCGAUGUUUGAGAGCUAACAUUGAGCACUUCAUCUUCCACAUUCUGGGCUACGGUUCGGUCCAACUGUGCCCCCGAGAAACUCUUCAAUAACAUCACAAUAAUAAUACUAAUAAUAUUGAUAAUGGCACUGAUGAUGGUGGUUUUGAUGCUCUUUCAGUCUGAUGGUGCACAUUAAGUCGCUGCAGGGACGCCACUAAAGCAAUGAACACCAUCACUUAUCGACUGAGACAUCAUCGUCUCUGUCUGUGUGUCUCUUGUGUGUUCAGAUGUUGUGUUAAAAACAGGCAAUACGCUUGCACUGGUGCUAUUGUGCAUGAAGAGAAGAAACAGAAAUUUG